AAUCGCUCCGGAGCUUCUGGAGGGGGCAGAUGCAGGUGCCGGCUGCUGCAGUGCAGUAGCUGCUGGAGGCUGGGGAGGCCCGGACCCGGUGCAGGAAGACGCCGACCACGCGGGCUCCUGAUCGCGGGCGCCCACAGCGCGGACAUGGCGGGCUGGUGGCCGGCGUUGUCGCGCGCGGCCCGGCGCCACCCGUGGCCCACCAACGUGCUGCUUUACGGCUCGCUCGUCUCGGCCGGGGACGCGCUGCAACAGCGGCUGCAGGGCCGCGAGGCCAACUGGCGCCAGACGCGGCGCGUGGCCACGUUGGUGGUGACCUUCCACGCCAACUUCAACUACGUGUGGCUGCGCCUGCUGGAGCGCGCGCUCCCGGGCCGAGCGCCGCACGCCCUGCUGGCCAAGUUGCUGUGCGACCAGGUGGUCGGUGCGCCCAUCGCGGUCUCGGCCUUCUAUGUCGGUAUGAGCAUUCUCCAAGGAAAGGAUGACAUAUUUUUGGACCUGAAACAGAAAUUCUGGAAUACCUAUCUGAGUGGACUGAUGUACUGGCCCUUUGUACAGCUGACCAACUUCAGCCUUGUUCCUGUUCAAUGGAGAACAGCUUACGCUGGAGUCUGUGGUUUUCUCUGGGCCACCUUCAUCUGUUUUUCCCAGCAGAGUGGUGACGGCACAUUCAAGUCAGCUUUCACCAUUUUAUAUACAAAGGGGACCAGUGCCACAGAAGGGUACCCGAAGAAAUGAGAAGUCAAGGACUCUCUUAAAGGGACCACAUUUUUUACCUAAAAUGCACAGAAUUGCCUGCAGACAAAAUAUUUGAUGUGCCAAUUAUGCACUUCAUUUUGAGGAAUUACUACUAUUUAUAGACCCACUUUUUAAAAAAUUAUCAAUGAUUAUUUUUGAAUUGUAUUCAGACUUUUUUCCUGUUCUAGUCUGAAAUAUUACUUCUCUAAUAUUUUGGUUAAUAUGAAUAAUAGUGGCAAAAUGGCAUUUUAGAAUUAUUAAUAUUUCUAAUAUUUUAACACAAGUUUCAGGAAACUUGGUUUUGAUUGUUCACAUUUCUAUUCUAAAAUCUCAGGUUAUCUCCUGAACACUUUUGGGCAGAUGAAGUUUUAUACCAAAAAAUAGUUCUUAGAGUGAAUUUUAAUUUACAUAGAACUCAAUCGAAAUGAAGAUUUAAUAACCAGAUUUCUUUCUCCAAAACAUACACAAUUUGUUAUUUUAGUAAAUACCUUUUUUUUUUUUUUUUUUUUUUGUGGUGGAGUCUUGCUGUCUCCCCGGCUGGAGCGCAGUGGCACGAUCGCGGCUCACUGCAGCCUCCAUCCUCUGGGUUCAAGCAAUUCUCCUGCCUCAGGCUCCUGAGUAGCUGGGAUUACAGGCACGUGACACCAGGCCCAGCUGAUUUUUGUAUUUUUGUUCAUUUGCUUUUGUUUUUGACACAGAGUCUCGCUCUGUCGCCCAGGCUGGAAUGCAGUUGUGAGAUCUCGGCUCACUGCAAGCUCCGCCUCCCGGGUUCACGCCAUUCUGCGUCAGCCUCCCAAGUAGCUGGGACUACAGGCACCUGCCACGAUGCCUAGCUAAUUUUUUGUAUUUUUAGUAGAGAUGAAGUUUCACCGUGUUGGCCAGGAUGGUCUUGAUCUCCUGACCGCAUAAUCCACCCACCUCGGCCUCCCAAAGUGCUGGGAUUACAGGCGUGAGCCACCACAACCGACUUUUUUUUUUUUUUUUUUUUUGAGACAGAGACUCGCUCUGUCACCCAGGCUGGAGUGCAGUGGCAUGAUUUCGGCUCACUGCAACCUCUGUCUCCUGGGUUCAAACGAUCCUACUGCCUCAUCCUUCGGAGUAGCUGGGAUUACAGGCAGGUGCCACCAUGCCUGGCUCAUUUUUGUAUUUUUAGUAGAGAGGGCGUUUUGCCAUGUUGGCUAGGCUGGUCUCUGUCCGUCCUCUGAGCUCAAGCUAAGCCAUCAUAUCCCAGUGACCUGCACAUAUACAUCCAGAUGGCCUGAAGUUACUGAAGAUCCACAGAAGUGAAAAUAGCCUUAACUGAUGACAUUGCACCAUUGUGAUAUGUUACUGCCCCACCCUAACUGAUCAAUGUACUUUGUAAUCCUCCCACCCUUAAGAAGGUUCUUUUUAAUUCUCCCCACCCUUGAGAAUGUACUUUGUGAGAUCCACCCCUGCCCGCAAAACAUUGCUCCAAACUCCACCACCUAUCCCCAAACCUGUAAGAACUAAUGAUAAUCCACCACCCUUUGCUGACUCCUUUUUUGGACUCAGCCCGCCUGCACUCAGGUGAAAUAAACAGCCAUGUUGCUCAUACAAAGCCCGUUUGGUGGCCUCUUCACACGGACACGUGAGACAGUCUCCAACUCCUGGCCUCAACUGAUCCACUCUCAUUGGCCUCCCAAGGUGCUGGGAUUAUAGGCAUGAGCCACCGCACCUGGCUCAGUAAGUACAUUUUUUAUUAUCAAAAACAGAGUAGUGUAUGAUUGGCGUAUUCUGUGUAGAAUGUAUUUUAUUGAUGUCUUCUAUUUUUAUAAUUUUUAAUGAAUGCUUUUUAGUUUUGGGCAGAUUCAGUUGACUAAAGCACCUCAUUUCCCAGAUACAUGAAAUAAAAUACUUGGUUUCUUUUCCAAUUUCACACUGAUGUUAUUUUGUGAAAAUCAGUGCUUUAAGAUAAAUAUUUAUACUUUAAGGUAAACAUGAGAAACUUGAUCUAAUAUUUAAUAUUUAUUCAGUUCUACGCUUUAUUAACUUCUACACCAGCAGAUUUAAAAAUUAUGUAACUAUCUCAAGAAGUUUCACUUGGACGUAGUGGUUCACGCUUGUAAUCCCAGCACUUUGGGAGGCUGAGGUGGGAGGAUUGCUUAAGGCAAGGAGUUUGAGACCAGCCUGGGCAAUACAGCAAGAUCCCAUCUCUAUUUUAAAGAAAAGUUUCACUUUGGGAGGCCAAGGCGGUUGGAUCACAAGGUCAGGAGAUCGAGACCAUCCUGGCUAACAUGGUAAAACCCCAUCUCUACUAAAAAUACAAAAAAUUAGCCAGGCGUGGUGGUGGGCGCCUGUAGUCCCAGCUACUCGGGAGGCUGAGGCAGACGAAUGGCAUGAACCCGGGAGGCAGAGAUUGCAGUGAGCUGAGAUUGUGCCACUGCACUCCAGCCUGGGUGACAGAGUGAGACUCCGUCUCAAAAAAAAAAAGUUUCAGUAAAUUCCACCUAAGAAUUCCACCAGAGUUCUGUCAUCUCCAAUGUCAUGUUCCACAGAUUUCAAGUUGUGAAGCCCUGAACUGUUAAUUUAUCCUGAGAAUGUAUAUUUAAGCUUAAUUUAAGACUAUAUACCUAAAAAUUGAGCAUAUAAUUUGUAUAAUUUGUUUAUGUAAGUUUCUGUAAGUCAUAAAUAUGUAGUUUCCAAGUGGAUAAUUUACCUGAAUGUAAAAGGCAUUAAUAUAUUUUACAUUAUUGGGACCAUAGUACAGAAAUUUCUAAAUGGUUUGUAAAAUAACUUGUUAUUUGCUUUGUUGUAAAAGUAGUUAAUACAAUGGAAAAAUGGUUUCGUAAUAAGAAGAUACAUUUUAACAUCAAAACGUAGGCCGGGCACAGUGGCUUACGCCUGUAAUCCCAGCACUUUGGGAGGCCGAGGCGGGCAGAUCACGAGGUCAGGAGAUCGAGACCAUCCUGGCUAACAUGGUGAAACGCCAUCUCUACUAAAAAUACAAAAAAUUAGCUGGGCAUGGUGGCGGGCGCCUGUAGUCCCAGCUGCUCUGGAGGCUGAGGCAGGAGAAUUGCAUGAACCCGGGAGGCGGAGCUUGCAGUGAGCAGAGAUCAGGCCACUGCACUCCAGCCUAGGCGACAGAGCGAGAAUCUGUCUCAAAACAAACAAACAAACAAAAAACUGUACCCAAGUUAAUUAUAAGUACUACCUGGUGCAAAACUUUACAGAAGCUGUGGUAUCACUUUUAUGAUAGAAGAAUAGUGUUUGCAUUUUGUAUAAAAGUACUUGGGGCUGGGCAUGAUCGCUUAUGUCUAUAAUCCAAGUGCUUUGGGAGGCGAAGGCAGGUGGAUCAUCUGAGCCCAGGAGUUUGAGACCAGCCUAGGCAACAUGGCAAGAGCCUGUCUCUCCAAAACCUACAAAAAUUAGCCAAGCAUGGUGGUGUGAGCCUGUAGUCCCAGCUACUUGGAAGACUCAUGCAGGAGGAUCUCUCGAGCUCAGGAGGCAGAAGAUGAAUAAAUAAAUGGAUGCAACUGAAUGAGAUGAGGUCUCUCUUGAAGGAGAGAGCAAAAGAGAUUUAAAUAAUAACAAUUAUAAGAAGGCUGGGCGCGGUGGCUCAUGCUUGUAAUCCCAGCACUUUGGGAGGCCAAGGCAGGUGGAUCGGUUGAGGUCAGGAGUUCAAGACCAGCAUGGCCAACACAGUGAAACCCCGUCUCUAUUAAAAAUACAAAAUUAACCGGACAUGGUAGUGCGUCCUGUAGUCUCAGCUACUCAGGUGGCUGAGACAGGAGAAUCGCUUGAACCUGGGAGGCAUAGGUUGUAGUGAGCCGAUAAAUAUAAAAAGUAUUAAAGUACUAACAGAAGAAAAUUUCCACUGAUCACCCUUUAGCUUUAAAUAAUGCAGAAGCAUAUGCCCAGUUUACUUGUAAUUAAAAAUCAUGCAUCAUUCACAAUUUAUCAGUCUUUUUUGUUUGUACAAAAACUAAUAUAAGUUAUUCUCUUUUAUUUGUAUUGUGAUUGGUUUGAUGAGAGGGAAUUAGGCCACUUGAGAGUUUGUGCGUGUUUAUAAUUUUCUGGCUGGGCCCGGUGGCUCAUGCCUGUAAUCCCAGCACUUUGGGAGGCCAAGGCGGGCGGAUCACUUGAGCUCAGGAGUUUGAGACCAACUUGGGCAAUGUGGUGAAACCCUAUCCCUACCAAAAAUACAAAAAUUAGCCGGGUGUGGUGGCUUGCACCUGUCCUCCCAGCUACUUGGGGGUGCUGAGGCAGGAGGAUCACUCAAGCCCAGGAGGUGGAGGUUGCAGUGAGCCGAGAUCACGCCACUGCACUCCAGGAAGGGCAACAGAGCAAGACUGUGUCUAUAAAAAAAAAAAAAAGAAAGAAAAGUAAAUUAACUUUGGUAUUUCAGGUUGUAUUUAUAUGGGGACUUCACAUCAACUAUGUUCACUACAAUUGACCAAGUUAAGUGUAGACAGUCUCUUUAAUAGAGAGAUUAUCUGGAACUGCAAUUUUUUUUUUUUUUUUGAGACAGAGUUUCGCUUUGUAGCCCAGGUUGGAGUGCAGUGUCGCGAUCUCGCCUCACUGCAACCUCUGUCUCCCGGGUUCACGCCAUUCUCCUGCCUCAGCCCAAGUAGCAGGGACUAAAGGCGCCCGCCACCAUGACCCACUAAUUUUUUUUUUUUUUUGGAUUUUUAGUAGAGUCGGGGUUUCACUGUGUUAGCCAGGAUGGUCUCAACCUCCUGACCUCGUGAUCUGCCUGCCUCUGCCUCCCAGAGUGCUGGGAUUACAGGUGUGAGCCACCGCGCCCGGCCUGGAACUGCAAUUUCUAACUCAUACAUCAUUGCUAUAAACCUUAUUUGUUUACUGUUUCUCUUCCAAGGACGGUCAGUCAUCCUUUAAAAUUCAUUUGAAGUUAUGAAAAGAUAGUUUUUGUUACAUGGGCAAUUUACUUUUAGUACAGUAAAAUGUUAUGUGAAUUUCUACAGAAUGUUUGCUAGAAUGAAUUAUAUCUAGGAUAUGCUUAACAAUAUAUUCUGGAGGCAGCUUUCAUUUGAAAUUAGGUUCAUCUUCUGAGAGUAUUAAAAAGUUAAUGGGUUUUUGUGCCUGAAGAUUUUGAUGUUGCAUUUGGCUACAUUUAAUCCACUUUCACCCAUAAGGUUUAGCAUCUAAAAAAAUUAAAUCACUGCUAAUGCAAUUAAAAUGA
Molecule: messenger RNA, 5896 nt
Organism: Homo sapiens (human)
Lineage: Eukaryota; Metazoa; Chordata; Mammalia; Primates; Hominidae
Gene: MPV17L
Product: MPV17 mitochondrial inner membrane protein like
Cellular component (GO): membrane; peroxisomal membrane; cytoplasm
Source: RefSeq, marked validated